CGAUGGUUAUUGUGUUCCUCCCCUCCACCCUCACGCAUUCGUGAGUGCAAAAAGUUUGACUUUUUUUUUGUUUGUUUGUUUGUUGAAGACGGCUUGCUGGGAUUUUAGAAUUGUUUAAUUAUACAAGUGCGAGUGCCUGCAGGCUUCUCUGAACUCGAAUGGAUGAGCAAAGUGCACUAGAUGUAAAAGUAGACCAGGCGUCAGACCCAGGCAACAAAAUGGCGUCGACGGAUGUCGACUUAAAGACGAUGCGACACGAGCUGAAAAUCAUGGAUGUCGAAGGACCUACGAGCACAGUCGCUCCCAUUAUUAUUGAGGUGGAAGACUCAGAUAUAGAGGAAACGGACAGCCAUGCGCCCGUGGCUGCAGAUGAGAAGCUACGUGACGAUCCACUGCUGUAUGACAAAGACAAUGUCUCCGCCAAAACGGAGCUCAGCAGCGAUGUGGAGAGCAACAACUCGUACGUUGACCCCAUGGGGCUGCUCGAGCGCAUGGAUAAUUAUGGGGACGCAGACAGUCAGGACGAGGAGGAUGACUUCAGUGUGGACGAGGGCACGUCUGUUAGCACGUCCCACAGGCGAUCGAGAGCAGGUCGUUGGCUCAUUUGGAUGAAGCGCUGGCCCUGGCUGCUGCACGAGGACAGGGACAAGGACUACGCCUACUGCCUCUACUGCAACAUCCAACUGAACGUGAACAGGCGCUCCAAGUACAUUCAGCAGCACAACCUAUCGCUCUACCAUCAAGAGCGGGAGACCAACUAUCUCGCCUUCUUGGCGAGCCAGAAGCUGAACGCCACAAGCGAGCUUAGCACCGAGAUCAAGCACGAGAUCGGCACCAGCAGCUAUGUGGCGGCCAUGAAAGAGAAGCGCGUCAGGGAGACAGAUGCCUUCAGCGAGUUCAAUUGGUCGCGUUGGCUGGUCAUGCACAGCUGGCUGGAGCGCACGGGGCAGCAGGGCACAAUUGGCUUGUGCAAAUUGUGCAACGUGAAGAUGAAUGUGGAGUUUGUGUACCUGCGCAAGCGGCACGAGGGCACCAAAGGCCAUCUGGAGGCUAUGCGAUCGCAGGGAAAAACAGCCUCGGGGCAGCAGACACUCAAGCGCAAGCGCAGGGCCAGCACGUACCAGGCACCUGUCCCUGUGGAGGAGGACUCAGACGACGAGGAGGAGCAAGCGCCAGCGUCUCGGCGAGCCAGCACCGUUGGGACUGUCGUUGGCGGGGAUGCCGAUGCCAGCAAAUGGUGCGAACUCAUUGCCGACACGAGUCCACAGCAAUGUCGCUGCACCCUGUGUAGCUGCCAGAUGGUAUUAACUAGCUUCCAGCGCCACAGCAAGACGGGUGCUCACUACCAGAAUCUCCAUCUCCAUCAGACCUUAAAGGGCUCUGGGACUGAUGGCGGAUUUUGGGCGCGUUUUUCCGAGCUGCAUCCCUGGCUGGUGGCGGAUCCUGAAGACCCCAACUUUGCUUUUUGCAGCAUCUGCUGCAAGCGCUUCAUGUACGGACACUCGGAGAUCAAGCGCAAGAAGCACGACAGCUCUGAGAAGCAUCUGGCAGCAGCUGCCGCCAAGAGAGCGGCGGAGGGGGAGAAUCAGGAGCAGCAGCAGCAACAUCCCAGCGAGCCAGCACCAUCGUUGGCCUGCACGGAAAGCGAGCGCAGCUAUGGGCAGUCCCAGAUGGAUGAAGAUGAUGAUGAUAAUUGGUCCGAGGCGCGUAAUCGACACGCUGCAGAGCCAUCGGACCCGUGGAAGGGCACGUCCAGACCCGCGCCUCGAUUUUAUUCGUGGCUGCGCCUCUCCAAAGAUCGCAAGACACAGCUGUGCCGUUACUGUCGCGUGCGCUUCCAUAACGAGUCGGGCAAGGCGCGACACGAGCUCAGUGCGCGCCACAACAGGCUGGUUAUGCAGCAAAAGGUGCGCCAGGGAAUGCUACGGGUGGCGAACAAGCAGCAGAACCGACUGCAGCAGGCCGAAGGCUCCGAGGAGCAAAGCAACACGGACUCUGGCACCGUGCAGGAAAACACGGCGGAACCAGCUGUGAGGAGUGUCAGCGCCAUUCCGGCCACAAUGAAGGGCAAGGUGAUGGUGUGGAAGCAGCGUUAUCCCUGGCUCUCGUACAAGCGCAGCGAGCUGCGCAGAAACUACGGCUGGUGCAAGCUCUGCGAGGUGUCCGUCUUCCUGCCCACCUCCAAGUACGCGUCGAAACAUCAGCGCUCCACGCGCCACGUGCGGCUGCGCAUCGAAAGGAAACGCACGGGUGGCAAGCCGCCAGCCGCAGCGGUCAUAUCCGCGGCAGUGGCCACUGCGGCAGCGCUGACGAGUGCCGAGGCCAGGCAGAAGGCGGCAAUGACCGAGCUGCAGGCGAAGUACGAUUGGUUGGAUCCCGAUGGCACCGAUGAGAAUCACUGCCACUGCCGCAUCUGCGACACGCGGCUGCCCAUCAAAGUGUUCUUUCUGCGCCAGCACGACGGCUCGCGUAAGCAUGCCGAUAAUCUCGAGAAAUACAAAAUCAGCGAGGCGGCCGCGAGCCUCUCCUCCAGCAGGGGUGCGGCCGAGGUGCAGGCGGAUGUCUUGGAUCUGGACAGCGAUGGGGCGUUGAGCGUCAAAUCUGAGGGCAGCACGACGGGUGAUCCGCCGUCUAAGCGUUCACGCCGCUCGAUGGAGAUGCGGCACAUCUUGCGCGCCCUGCGCGACUCCGUGGGCAAACGUUCGGACGAGCGCAGGCAAAUGGACAUGGCCAAGGACAUGAUCUGCUCCUCCUUUGACAUUGUGACGCGCCUGCGCAACCUGGAGCGUGGUGCGGGACAGCCGCAGCAGGAUUCCACGGCGCUGGCGCCGGUUUCGCCCAAUGUUUCGAUAACCUCCGUGCCACCUGGGCCACGGCAUGUAAUGGACCUGUUCUUCGACAGCAUUUCGCCGACAAUGAAAGCCCUGCCGGCCGAUUUGGCUGCGGAAGGCAAAGCCAAAAUCAUGCAGCUCGUCUGUGGGCUGGAAGUGCGCGCCAUGCAGCGUAUCGUGGUUCCCGCAGCUCCUGCGGCAGCCAACGGUGUCGCCAGCAACACGGAGACAGUCAGCUCUGAUGCUUCGCCCAACAGCGGGGCGGACUCUUCGUCGCCGGCGCAUUCCAACUCCACCACCAUAACCAUAAGCGAUCCAAUCGAUGAGCACACUGCACAGCUGAACAGCAACGAAGUGGAGGCCAGCCCCAUGCCGUGCCAGACGACAGUCAGUGUCAAUGGAUGCACCAAGGAGCUGUUGAGCAAUGUGCGCCGCUUCUUGCCCAGCUCGCUGCAGGUGUCCAGCCGCCACGAAGACGCCGACGCCUUGCGCUGUGUGCCCCUCAACAAGCUGACCACAACGAACAGCCUGAACGUGCGCUCCAACAGCCUCAAUGGCGCCGCAGAGACCACCUGCACGUACACGCCAGUGAGGUCCAACUCUCCACAGACAGCGGAUGUCAAUCCCCUGGCAAUGAUGCGCCAGAUACGUGUGAACAAUGGCAGCCAGUCCAAGAUGAUAACCAUUUCAAAGACACCGACACCACAAGUGCGACAUUCCGCAGCCAACAGCAGCAGCAUCAUCAACGGUGGGGCGCCGAUACAGUACUACAAGGCGGUUCACAGCAGCAGCAGCAACAGCAACCAUAAUCGGAAGAGUCAGCCGCUGGCAAUGAGUAAACCAUCGCAGUAGGACAUCACACACACUCCACAGAGUACUCCCCCUUUAAUCCUAGCCUUAGCUUAUAGUGUACUCCCCCCCCACGACUAGAUGUUCCCUUGGUUGGUCACGUCUCCUCCCCCCGUAUUACAUAUUCACGUAGCUUGUAGGAAGAAUUAUUUCAGUUUAAAGAACUUAUGUGUUAAGGUUGAAAUGCCGAUGCCGAGAGUGAGCCUUCCCCCAGGCCUGAGUAUGAUUAGUUUAUUCCAAAAGCAGUGAGUUGACACCAGUUACAUCCCCUUUAUAUACAUAGCCAUAUAAACUGAACGAAUGUAAGCUGAUUUUUUGCUUGUUUCGAAUUGGGAGACGAAUUUACAGAACAUUUUUUAAGCACU
Molecule: messenger RNA, 4045 nt
Organism: Drosophila subobscura
Lineage: Eukaryota; Metazoa; Arthropoda; Insecta; Diptera; Drosophilidae
Gene: Su(var)3-7
Product: protein suppressor of variegation 3-7
Exons: 5
Coding region: 159-3683 (1174 amino acids)
Molecular function (GO): DNA binding
Source: RefSeq, a predicted model, not a curated record